This is a messenger RNA of Cydia pomonella (codling moth), 7659 nucleotides long. RefSeq names its product myogenesis-regulating glycosidase. Gene Ontology annotation, molecular function: hydrolase activity, hydrolyzing O-glycosyl compounds. The coding region runs from base 530 to 3349 and encodes 939 amino acids. Gene Ontology annotation, biological process: carbohydrate metabolic process. The transcript is spliced from 11 exons. Lineage: Eukaryota; Metazoa; Arthropoda; Insecta; Lepidoptera; Tortricidae. The record is from RefSeq and is a predicted model, not a curated record.
AUUUACCUUAAAUGUAACUGAUAUCGUUACAAAAACAAUAGCGAUUGAUACUUUCCUUUUUUUAAAUAAAGGUAUUAAGGUAACAAAUAAUUUCUAAGUCGUAAGUCUAAGACAGCACGAUUGGCUCGAAUACGUGAGUGACACCACUGAACUAGCACCGUUUUUAGUGCCCGUAAGGCCCGUCCUUAGAUAUAUGUCAAGUGUCGGGUGGUAUUUUUAUAUGUUAAUAGUGAAAACAUGCCCUUGUUAAGUUUAUACUUGAAAACCAUGAAAUAUUACCCUUAUUUAAUACCUCUUUAAUAUUAUGUUUAACAUCUAACAACGAUAGCAUUGAUAGCUACACCUAAAGAUAAACUAGAAACACUCAAACUUAAAACAAUAAUCACACGUAUCGUAACUAAAUGACUUUACUUCGUCGUGGAUGUACUGAAGGCCAGUGGAACAGUUAAACUAAACACCAGCAGUUAACUAAAGUGAUGUGAAGUUGACAACGGACUAUAAUAAGGUUACUGCUGUAUGAAAUACCGACAUGGACGGCCAACCAGAAAUAGCAAAAGGCCUCAACUCCCCCGAACUAAAAAGAAACAAAGAAAUCCCCUUCGUUGAUGACUUCAUUGAGCUUGACCAUGUCAAGCCAGGAGAACCCAUUCGACCAAAACGACAAACCAAAGAAAUACAUGCUGCCGAUUUAGGAGAAGUUCAUUCUUCACCAGACAGUGAUACAAUAGUAGUUAAUACCCCUGAAGGAACGCUUUAUAUAACUUUAGAACCAGAUUCAAGCAAAUCUAGUAGAGUUAAUAGUCCUAGCACACAAUCGACUGAUCUCACAUCUCCUAGUACUUCUAAAGCUGCCGAAGAGUCUAUGGCUCUGAUACAGAAUGAGAAGGAUGUAGAAGCGGAACAGAGACGAACGAACUUGAGGAGGAAUUCGAUUUCGAUGCCGACGCUUCAGAAUUUGGAGUUGGAGGUGCUGAGGCAGCAGUAUUUGCAGAAUCCGCAGGAUCAGAUUCCAGAGCAUCAUCAGAGUUCAGCUUCAGCGUUCAGCGAUGGCGACACUCAAGCAGACCACAACGAGACUGACGAUGAUAGAGCCAAAGCACCACUCCGCUCCCCACGCCGCAAGCGCCGCGGACGCAGCGAAUUCAGCAUGGACGACGAGGACUACUCACCAAACAACUCUGUCGUAUCCGUCAACUCAUUGGCUAGUCUUCUACGGGAAAAGUUGCAAAGCAUCCCUCAAAAGAUCCGCAAGAAACCGACCGACUACAAGCUUCGCGCGUUCGUCGGCCUCAUGUUCCUAGCGGUUGUGUUCUUCGUCGGUUUCGCGUACGUGCUAUACCAUCAGCAGGCCAGUAGCCAGGCAUACUUCGACGCAGUACAAUUCAACGAACCAAAGAGGUUGCUGAGAAUUCAUAGUGCUGAUGAUAAUGAGAUACUCAGGGCUAGUCUUGCGGUGAAUCUGCCUGCCAAGCAGAAGGCGUUCCCCUGCCUACCAGCACACCGGCGUCCCGGCUCCGAGUGUCUCGAAUGGCAGCAGUCCGCUCGCUUCUACCUCAAGUGUCUGCCUCAUGACCCUGGCUUAGAUAACACUACGUGCUACUCGGUAGAGUGGCAGGCGCUUCGUCAUGACGUCUACCCCACUGACUGUUUUGACUGGAGUGAUACGAAAACCAAUUGGUACGGCGGCGGACAGGCGGCCAACCUCUCUUGGCCACUGAACAACGGAACCAUCGACUUCACUCCCUUCAUCACCGGGAACAUACAGAAAUCACAGUUUGGAAACGUCCUCACCAGAUACCUCAUAAACUCCAAAGGUGCAGCAGUCAUAAUCGACGAAGAAACUCCAUUACAUAUCGCAAUCAAUAAAGGAAUCAAACAGAUCUGCAUCAAAGCACAACAUGAUAACUUCGCAUAUGCCAACAAACUUACAGAAUUCCCUGAAAUGAAGUACAACAUAUGCACUUCAAGAGACAUGAAAUCGUUGCAUUCUUCAAUACAUAAUCACCAAAGAGCUCCUUUAUGGGAUGGUCUCAAACCAGCAGAUAUGCUGACCUUGGAGUCUUUGAUAACUGAACCAGUCUGGCAAAUAGCACCAAGGUUUAAGCACGAACUGCAAGCAGAAACCAUUUCAAAAUACACCGAAGAUGUUAUCAAUCUAGGCUUCCUAAAACAAGGACAUGUUUUGAUUAAUGAAUUUUGGCAGAACGAGAUAGGUGAUUUAACUGUCGAUACAAGUAGAUUCGAGACGUUGAACAUAACUGUAGACAAACUACAUAGAAGAGGUUUUAAAGUAGCGUUCACGAUCCAGCCCUUUAUAAGCACGGAGAGUAAGAAUUUCGCUGAAUGCGUACAAAAGAGACUGUUAGUUAGUGAGCGAGAAAGUGAUAGAAGAAUACCAGCCUUAACCAGAUUCAAAUCCUUAGCAAGCGCUGGCAUGCUAGAUAUAACUAAUAACAGAACAGUUCCAUGGUUCACGGAAAAGAUACAAGCAGUCAUAGACAAAUAUCACAUAGAUUCUUUCUACUUAGAUUUAGGGACAGCUUACGCUAUGCCAAUGUACUAUCAAUGUGAAAAGCGAUUGAUUAACCCUGAUCAAUACAAGACCAUCUUCACGAAGACUUUUGAGAAAUCACUAAACAUCAUUGGAGUAUCUGGUGCCGUAUCGCUACCGAGACCGCCUAUCUUUGUGUCACUACCGCCAUUUGAGUCGUCUUGGGAAGCGUUACGCUCGGUUAUACCAACGAUGCUGACUUAUGGCAUUAGUGGAUACCCCUUCAUUAUGCCUGGAGCUGUGGGUGGAGACAUCUAUUGGCCGGGUAGCGAGCAGUUUCUGCCUUCUUCUAAAGGAUUACUAGAGUCAAAUGCAACAAGCACAGAAACCAAAAAGCUGCCAGAAGUGGAGUUGUACAUGCGCUGGCUACAGAUGGCGACGUUCCUGCCCGUCAUGAAGUUCACGCACCUGCCCAGUAAAUACAACGACGAAAAGGUGCUGGAGAUGGCGAAAAACUUGACGGUGCUCAGGCAGAAGACGAUAACCCCUCUCCUCCUAAAGUACAAGCGCGAGGCCCUUGAAGAAGGCCUGCCGUUGAUCAGACCUCUAUGGCUAGUAACCGGCGGUGACCCCUUGCUGGUGGUGAAGGAUGAGUUCGCGAUCGGAGACGAUAUUGUGGUGGCUCCCGUGCUUUAUCCGGGGCAGACUACUAGAGAAGUAUACCUCCCAGCGGGCCUAUGGGAAGACGGUAUCGACGGCUCCAUGCGCAAGGGCAGCCGAUGGAUGCACGAGUAUCGAGUACCUAUCAACCGCGUCGCCUAUUUCAAACGUUUACCUAGUGAUUUACGUUUUCGGUAGCCCUAUCUGACCUGAAUAUAGACUUUAUUUCGUCAAAAUAAGGGUUACAUUGUCAGUGAAGUGUUAUCCAUGCGUUGGAUGCACAUGUACAGGGCUAUAACCGUGAAAAUCGAAGUUCGUCUGUAAUUACGUCUUAGUGAGAGUAAAAGGGAAGGAUCCCCGCAAUUUGCGAAUUUCGGUUUUCGCUUCGUGGUAGGCCCCCAGAGUACUGUACGGCUACGCUACCACGAGCUUGUCAGUGAUCUAACACUGACAUAUUUGCGAACGUUUGCGUAACUUCCUUUAUAUACAUCACGCUUGCACUAUUAUACGAGCGAAAUGCAUAGUAAGUAACGCACACGCUCGCGAAUAUGUCAAUGUCAUGUCCGUGACAAACUCAUGGUAAAGCUACCGAUGAACAGCGUCACCUAUUUCAAACGCUUACCCAGUGAUUUGCUUUUUCGGUAGCCCGAGUGACAAAGACAAUGAGGUAUAUCUGGCUAUAAUUAGUUUAUAUAGCUCCAGCUUAUGCAACAAACGAAAUAGAGCAGAAACAAGUUUUGUAUGAAAAACUUAAAUUCGAUGUAUUUUUACAGUACAUAUGGGGCUACUUUAUAGCACUAGUGCGAGAAGUAGCAUAUUACGUUACUGUGUCGAACAUUUAAAGGGCCAUAUGUACUGUAAAACGUUGUACGAUACAUGUGCGAAUAGGUAAUUCGCAACUCGUGUCGAUUUAAAACACUCCCUUCGGUCGUGUUUUAAUUUAUCGCCACUCGUUUCGAAUUUCCUAUUUUUCGCACUUGUAUCGUAAUGUACAAUAAACUAGGGUAUCUGAAGCUACAUAAACUAACUACAGGCAUAUAUACCUCACAGCUCACACACACACACACUGCCACACACCACUGGCUCACACUCACACACUGCCACACACCACUGGCUCACACACACACACACUGGCUGACAGUUCAGUUUAGUAUGAAACAUUUAUUUCCAUUGAAAUUCCGCAAUAUGGCGUGUCACCAUAUAUUACUGGUCAGGUUUUUCAAAUCAAAUGACUCUAUGUGUUUUAUAUUGACCAAUAUUGACGAAACUAAAACUUUAUUAAGGUGAAAUAUGCCCAGGCUACCUACCUAUUAAUUAUUUAAAGUUCCGAACGAAUGAUAUUUGAUAUUAAAUGGUAGCAGAGAUUGGAAACUGUACCCCUAGUGUAAAUUUUAUCGACAUCAUAACGUGACGAACGCGUUUGCGUUAAGUCUCAUUUUGUAUAGGAUUUUGAGUUUCCAAAACGUCCCGCUUGGCGCGCUCUUUCUAAAUCCAAUACAAAAUGAGACUAAACGCAAACGCGUACGUCACGUUUCAAAAUCGAAUUUAUUUACACUAGGGGUACUGGUGUAUGUCAGAAAAGUGAUAUCGUACCACAAAUCGGCCUGGGCAUACCUCGCCUAAAACAAGACAGAGACGUGACAAGAGAAAAUUAGACAAUGGCAGUUUAAAUUCGUAAAAAUAAUAAGAAAUAUACAAGUCCGUCCACUGCGAAAUAUAAAACUACAACAAAAUUUCAUUGUCACCAAACUUGGAACGGUAUUCAAAUCUAUUGAAGUUUUGAUAUUGAUAAUUAUGAAUAAUGAUUGAAUCAAGUUCGUAUUAAUUAAAACAAUAAGAAAUUAUUUAUUUAUUUGUCGCACUUGUCACAUCCCUUCAUCGAUCGAUGUUGUUAUAUUGCAGAAUUGGGGAGGUAGCAUAAUUUGAUAGUCAUAAGUUUUUUCUAUCAUAUUCUUCUGUAUAUCUAGUCUUAAUAAAUAAUUCACCGUUAGCAUUUGUGCCAUUUAAUGACGUUCUAAAACAAAAAUUAAAACAAUGUUUCGCUUUCAAAUUCAUUCUAGUAUUAUAACCGAUUUGCAAGACCGAAAUGAUUCCAUAAGGCCACCGAUUACCAGUUCGCCGGACGAUAUCGGCCUGUCAGUUUUUCGCGAUUGUCAGGUUUUGCGAAUAACCGACAGACUGAUAUCGUCCGGCGAACUGGUAAUCAGAGGGACCCAUUAGCCAUUAGUAAGCGCUGGUGGCCUAGCGGUAAGAGCGUGCGACUUGCAAUCCGAAGGUCACAAGUUCAAACCCCUGCUCGUACAGUCAGCAUCAAAAGUAGCAGAUGAAACAACGCGCCAAAAGUAUCUGAUAUCCCGAAUAACUUUUCCAAAAAUUCGCGUUAAAAAGUAUAUUUUUUACAGUCUUAGUUGUUCUAUGUUGAAGACAUCACUUUUUGUUAAGCUGUUACAGAAUGGUAGAUACUUAUGAAGCGUUGUUUGAUCCGCUAUUUUUGAUGCUGACUGUACCUAUGAGUUUUUCAGAACUGUACGAAAUAUCAUUUGAUAUUUACCAGUCGCUUUUCGGUCAAGGAAAACAUCGUGAGGAAACUGGACUAAUCCUAAGGCCUAGUUUAGCAGAGGGGUUGGAAGGUCAGAUAGCAGUCGCUUUCGUAAAAGCCAGUGCCUACGCUAAUUCUCGGGAUUAGUUGCCAAGCGGACCCCAGACUCCCAUGAGCCGUGUCAAAAUGCCGGGACAACACGAGGAAUAAGAAGAAGAGUGGGCCCCAUUAGAGUUCCGUCAAUAAAGUUUUGUACGGAGCUCUAAUAACAGUUACAAUAAUUCCGGUGUUAGACAUUUAUAUCUCAUAUAAGAAUUACUCAUUCACUUACAAUGAGAAAUAUUUAUUAAACAAGAUAUUAUAGGUAAUAUUGUGUAACAAGAAUAACAUUCUUUAACUUCAUUGUGUAGAGGAAUGUUAUCCUUUUUCCCACGCGUCAAUGUUCUAUAAGUAAUUCCUUUUUAAACUUUUUGUCAUAUUUAUGGUCCAUAUUGAAAAUAUUUAUUGAUCAUUGUUUGUUUUUCUUUCAAAAUUUAAUAUUAAUUUUAAUUUUGUAAACUUAAAACCCUAUCUCUUGUAAAAUAUGUUUAUUAGUUAAUAUGUAAGAAUGUGUAUAAAAUUAUGUAUAAGUUAUAUAUUUACAUUUAAGCACCUACCUACCUACACACCUAUACGCAUUCCAAUGAUUAUAUUCCUCAAAUUAAAAAAAAAAUGUGUUUAUGUUUAUUAAAUAAUAAGUCUUUGAUUCUUUAAAAUUAUUAGAAAUAACUCUUGUGAUAAUAAUAAAUAUUCUAGAAAAAUACAAUAGUUAAACUAAGCGUAUUUUAUUCACUAACUAGCCGUAUACGACAAAAUGUGAUUACUUCAGCCAUUCCAAAGUUAGUUAUUAGGUAAUAGUAUGAGAUUAAUAACUAUUAGAACAAUUCAUAUUGAAAAAAAGGAAAUGUUUAGAAUUAGUACUAUGUUAUUUGGCAUAAAUAAUUAAAUAGUUGUAUUCCUCUUAUACCUAUUGUAUACAUUUCCCGCACCUACUAUUUGAUCUCUGUUUUGCCCAAAGGUUAACGGAUAGAUAAUACCUUCUGCCAUUAAGUUCACCUUUUGUACAACUUUUACUGUGCAAUAAAGAUUAAAUAAAUAAAGUAAAAUAAAUGUGAGUUUUUACCACAAUAAUAUAAUAUGAAGUGUUGAAAGUUCGUAACACAAAAUUCAAGGAAGCAAAAUGAAGUCUUCUCACUCCUAAAGAUGAAGUAGAAGUACCUGUUUCGUAAAAUUCCCAAUAAUUUAAGAAUGUCGUCGACAAUUCUGGAAAAUGUCUCAAGUAGGUAAUUGGCGUUUAGGUUUUAGACCUGUACCCCUAGUGUAAAUUUGAUCGACAUCAUAACGUGACGAACGCGUUUGCGUUAAGUCUCAUUUUGUAUAGGAUUUUGAGUUUCCAAAACGUCCCGCUUGGCGCGCUCUUUCUAAAUCCAAUACAAAAUGAGACUAAACGCAAACGCGUACGUCACGUUUCGAAAUCGAAUUUAUUUACACUAGGGGUACAGAAUGUUUCUGACAUAACAAUUAUCGUGUACAUACGAACUCUGUGAUGGUUAAGAAAAUUGUCUUUAUAUACUUUUUGUGAUUCUAUGCAUUCCUUUUUCUGCGUGUUGAUGUAUUAAAACGAAUAUAUAAGUAAUGUACAGUCAGCAUCAAAAGUAGCGGAUCAAACAAGGUCUCAAAAGUAUCUACCAUUCUGUAAUAACUUAACAAACAGUGAUGGUUUUAUAUCUAGAACAAUCAAGACUGUAAAAGAUAUACUUUUGAAUGAAAAUUUUAGAGAUUUAUCUAUAUUUGGGAAAGUUAUCCGGGAUGUCAGAUACUUUUGGCGCGUUGUUUCAUCAGCUCCUAUUGAUGCUGACUGUACCUAAAAACUAAACAUGUAUUAAUGAUAAAUGUGGUAUUUUGCUUAUUAAAGUGAUGUGAGCUUUGA